UGUCUGUCAGUGUCAUUUUUAUCAAUUUGUGAUAAGUCAGCAUUUUAAUACAAAAAUACAAAAUUUAAUUUUGUUGUGAUAAUAUUUCAUUUAAGACUGAUCCUAUGAAGUGGAGCACUGAGUAAAUUAACGUCUUAGAUGAUUAAAAUGUGAAUUAAUGUGAUUAAAACUAGCCUGUUAAUGUUUAUGUACACAAAGACUUGUAAUGAUGUCCGAGCCCAAUAAUCCCUUUGCUGGGUUAUUAGGAGUGUCAGAAGCGAAGAGUCAGAGUAAUGCGGAGUAUGCUGAAAGCCCAGCGAUAGCCGUCACGUCCAAACAAUCGCAGGAAGACGCCGAAAUAGAAAUGAUAAAUAAUAUUGUUGAGAAUGUUUUUCACUUCACAAUUAAUCCUAGGGCUGUGGACGGGGCUGACAGACAGCUUGUUUAUCUGGAGGAGCUGGCUGAGGCUAUGAAACCUCGAGUUAAUAUUGACCUGGAGGCACUGGAGCAAGCUCUAUUUGAAAGGUUAUUGUUACCUGAAGUUGAGGCCACUGUUAUUCCUAAAUCAAGCCUGAGUUUCAAGGAGCAUGUGGUGCAGAAGCAAGUGUUUCCAUACCUAUUCAGCUCUAUUCAAAAUCUGCAGAGUUUUGAUCACAUGGUUGGUAUGAGGAAUGCACUGGAUAAAAUGCGAGAGCUGAUAUUCAGGAAUGCAGUAACAGCAUUGAAACAGCCGGCUCUCUUUGAGGGCCAAGAUUUUGCUGUGCAGUUGGUGGAAUUAUUAAAACAUGUUGAUCCACAAAGCCACACUUUCUUCAUGGAUAUUGUGAAAGCAUUUGUUUUGGAAGGGGAAGAAGGAGUACAAGAGCAGCUAAAAGAAGUUAUGCUGCCUGUUCUAAAGAGAAUUCACACAGAUGUCAACAAAUCAAACAUAAUCAACCUACCAAUUUAUGUUUUACCUUCAAUACAACUUUUUGCUAACAAUCCAAACUUAGCUCCAAUACUGAUGGAAUCAUGUGAACCAAAGAUUGAAACAAAUGGAAGGCUGUAUCAAGAUUCGGUCAUAGGUGCUCUAUUAAGCUUAUCUGUACUACCGAGGACAGCUAUUUCUUUACAUGAGUUCUUUGAUAACCCAAUGGAUCAGGCUGCAACCUCAAUGAUGGAGUCGUCAGUGUGGAAUGCUUCAUCUCAUCUCACAAAUAAUAUGCACAAAAUAUUCCUAUCUCUGCUAAAAGGAGGUCCACAAAUGAGAAACAGAUUGCUUACUUGGAUCGGAAAAUGUCUCAAGACCAAUGUUGCCAGAGGCAAGCUUUGGAAUGUUCAGGCUGGUGAAAUCAGUCCAGCAACAUUGACAUGUGUGUCAGACGGCUUCAUGUUAAACUUGGGAGCAGUUCUGCUGCAGCUCUGCCAGCCAUUCUGCACCACAGCCGAUGACCCGAAGUCACUCAAAAUUGACCCCACAUACGGCGCAGUAACGCCCGAAGAGUGUGCAGCUAAAUCGGUACACCUGGACUGCCUCCACAACGAGACCUGUCUGCUGCCGCUCAGGGAAGGGGAAGACGGACAGUCUGUCAAGAGGCCUACAGCGGAGACUUACAACUUCGUCACCGAAUGUUUCUUCAUGACACAGAAAUGCAUUGAUUUAGGCGUGCGCGUGUGCGCGGAGAAGCUGUGGCGCUCGGGGCAGGAGCUGGGGCGGGCGCAGCGCGCGCUCAGCGACGUGGCGGCCGCCGCGCACCACCUCGUCGAGCCCAUGCGCCAGCGGGCGCACCAUCUCAUGACCAAGUUCGUGAGUCUCCGCUGCGCGCUUCUCGAGAAAGACAUGCUGACAAACUUGCACCGGCUGCAGGCUACAGCUUGCACGUGGCUGGUGCAGGUGGCCAUCCGACCGGACCCGGAGUCGCCGCAGGCGAGCUACGCGCCCACCACCGUCGUCCCAGUCCACAUGCCUAUCACCACGCCCGCGCCUGACACUCUGAGGUGCAUACCAGAGUUCGUUCUGGAAAAUAUAGUGGUGCUGAUCACAAUGGCGCGGCGCACAGUGGGCGCGAUCACGGAGGAGGCGGACAUCGCCGGGUUGCUGCAGCCGGCGCUCACGCUUGUGAUCACCUUCAUGGGUGACUCGGGCCGCACUUACAACCCGCACUUGAGAGCGCGACUGGCCGAGUGUCUAGAAGCGAUGUUGCCGAACCAUCCCGACGACCAACAGCCGCUGAGCAGCUUAGCCUCAUUCUACAGGGAACAACUUUUCAAAGAACAUCCUCAUAGAUUACAGUUGGUCUCGUGCUUGCUGGACGUGUUCGUGGGCAUAGAGAUGACGGGGCAGAGCGUGCAGUUCGAGCAGAAGUUCAACUACCGCCGGCCCAUGUACCUCGUCAUGGACUUCCUCUGGGCCAUGCAGGAGCAUCGGGACGCCUUCACUCGUCUAGCUAAAGAAGCGGAAUCGAACAUGGAAGCAGUACACCCACCAAUUUUCCUGCGCUUCGUCAACUUGCUCAUGAACGAUGCCAUCUUCCUCCUAGACGAGGCCCUAGGAAACAUGGCGCAGAUACGCACCAUGCAGACUGCACAGGAAUCUGGGGCGUGGUCGAGUCUAUCAGCGCAGGAACGCGAGCAAAACCUCUCAAACCUCUCCCACAUCGGCAUGUUGGCACGCUUCGACAACAUAUUAGGUCGGGACACCAUCCGGACACUGGUGCGCCUCACCGCGCAUGCGCCGUACGUCUUCUGCCACCCAACACUGGUUGAGCGUAUCGCCUCAAUGCUCAACUAUUUCUUACUGCAUUUAGUCGGGCCUAAUAAGAAGAAUUUUAAGGUGAAAGACAUGAAGGAGUUCGAGUUCGACCCGGCGAGCACGGUCCUGGACAUCUGCCGCAUGUACGUGGAGCUGGGCAACAACCCGCGGUUCUGCGCCGCCGUGUCCGACGACGGCCGCUCCUACUCGCCGCAGCUCUUCACGCUGGCUGAGACCGUCCUAGUGCGCAUCGGCGGCGGCGGCCUCAUCGGCUCGCUUCAAGAGGUGGCGGCGCGGGUCGCAACGUACGCGGAACAACGCCAGCGCGACGAAGAGAUACUGGCCAACGCGCCUGAUGAGUUCCUUGACCCCAUCAUGAGCACGCUGAUGCUCGACCCCGUCAUACUGCCCAGCUCGCGCACCACUGUAGACCGCACCACUAUCGCCAGGCAUCUGUUAAGUGACCAAUCCGAUCCGUUUAACCGGUCGCCUCUUUCAAUGGAUCAAGUGAAGUCCAACACGGAACUAAAGGAGCGUAUUCACGCGUGGAUUGCGGAACAACGCCGCAACACAGGACAGGCUCGACCUACCGAAUAAACUGUAGGUAUAUAUAAUGUCGAACUGUCACGAGUUCAAUAUGCAUACACUUUGAUACCAUGUCACAUGAUUUUUCUUUGUCAAAUUGCACUGAAAGUCUCACUGCAAUGUUAAAUUUGUUAGCGCGACAGAGUCCUAAAGUGGGUGCAUUAUAUUGCUCAUGACUGAGCCGCUUGGUUUGGACAUCACUAUAGAGCGAGUAACCGAAGCGCGACAAAACUAAAUUUACGCAUCGGUAGGUACUGAUGUAUGUCACUGGCCAUCAAGACAUUUAUAGUUAAUUUUGAAUUUGAAUUCUUAUAUUUCAUUUUUGGAAGACGUCUGACGUUGGAAGGAGAUUCUUUUGGGAAGUAUACAAGGUGUUAGUGACAUCGUAACGAAAACUUUGAGAGAUGAUUCAGACCAUAAUUCUGAUCUAAUAUCAAGUGAAAUUUUUCGUCGCAAAAGUAUGGAACUGAAAAUAAUUUAAAAAAACACUAAAAUUUUCAUGAAUUUUCCGACAGAAAAUUCCACUUGAUAUCGAUUCAGAAUAAUGAGCUGAAUCAUCCCUCUCAGUAUUCGUUACGAUUUCAUUUACGUACUUGAAAAAAAAACCAUGAAUUUUGCGACGGAAAAUUCCACUUGAGAUCAACUCAGAGUCAUGGUCUCAAUCAUCCCCCUCAGUAUUCGUUACGAUGUAACUAACACCACGGGGUGUUACUAGUUUAUAUAUUAGCCAUAACCGUUAUUCGCUCUAGGAUAAUGUCAAAACUAUGUUGGAUUCUAUCGGACAGUAAGCGAUCAUGGCUUUGAGCGUUCCGCGUUCUUUGUUGUAUAAUGUUAUAUUUCCCGGCAUGUGGGUAUGUCUAUGUAGCGUCAACAUAGCGAACGCGAAACGCUCGAACUCCUGACCACUUUCUGUCUGAACAAGCCCUUAGGGCCUAAAAGCAAUGUCAGUUGAAGGAGGCCUAUUAGCCCAUUAUGAAAUGACGAUUAAACUGUAGAUAAAAUUAGUUAGUAUUUUAUCUAUCUAUCUAUACUAGUUAAAGUUGUAUCACGACUCUGUUGUGUCGCACCGAAUUGUUUAACUUUAUCGGUUCGGUUUUCAAAUAUAUAUUUUUUUUAGAAUUAAAACUUAUUAGUUUUGCGCACAUGUUGCAAUAUAGGUAAUUUAAGUUGUUUCGUCUUCGUAAUAAGAGAUAAAAUGAACUGAUGCCAAUCGUCAGUUCAUAAUGGACCGCAUAAAGGAAUGAGAGCUUGUUUCACCAUUUACUGAUAAUUGUCUGGUACCCUAUCCAGAACUUAUCUGGUAGAUAAGCACAUGCUGAUGUCAGAUCCCUGUCCGGUAGACUAUCAGACAUUUUACCAGCAAGUGGCGAGGCAGGGCUUAACUUUUGUAUACUUUGUACAUUAUACUUUGUAUAUGCGCGUCGUUACAAAUUAUACAUGUUCGCAUGUAACUACGAAGUUAGAGGGGGAAUUUUAUAUGGCAACGACACGGCGUAUUUCCUAUUGGGGUAGGUAGAUACCAGAAUACAUACUAUUAUUUGUAUUUCUUAAGAUAGAUCUGUUGAACUACUUACAGUGGUCGGUUGUUACAUCCUCGUUUAUAAUAUAAACAACUAUUAAUUACUUUAUACGAAAAAAAAUACGAGUAAUUCGGCUUCAAAACACUAAAUAGUUUUCGUGUUGUCUUUUUUAAAGUCUUCGACGAACACUAAGGAUUCAUUUAAUAGGCAGUUAUUAUACAGAGUGUUAGUAAGAACGUACCGAAAACUUUGAAAGAUGAUUCAGACCAUGAUUCUGGGUUGAUAUCAAGUGAAAUUUCCUGUCGGAAAUUUAAUGUUCUUUUUUGUUUUUGUUUUUUUAAUUAUUUUCAGUUUAUUUUUGCUACUGAAAAUUCCACUCAAACCAGGUUUUUUUGACGUAACUUAUUGUAGAUUUGCAGCAGAUGGCAUUAACUACUUGGCCGGACAAAUGGGGAGCGCUGAGGGCUCUCACCCGGACUCAACCCAGAAUGAAUGUCACUAACACCCUGUAUACGAAAUAUACUUGCAAUCUGUAAGACCAAUGUGAUCUACGUAGUAGGCCUGAUAGUACUAAAAAUUAUAAAUGUUUGAUGUUGGUUAAGUCGCCAUAUUAAAAUCCUUUUUGUAACAUCGUAGAUAGUAGAUUUCGUACUGCUAUGUGCAAUGGUUGACUGGCAUUGUAGGUUAUAAUAGAAAUAGAAAGAUUUAUCUAAGCUCAAAUGGUCGAAGGUAGUUGCAGAUUAAACAAAUAAACCUUGCAUAAUAUUGUUCAUUAUUCAAAACUAGGUUUCUAAUUGAUUUGCUAAAAUACAGGAUGUUAGUGACAACGUAACGAAAACUUUGAGGUAUGGUUCACACCGUGAUUCUGAAUGGAUAUCAAGGAAUUUAAAAUUGUCUUCUCUAGAAUUGUCUAUCGCAAAAGUAUAGAACUGAAAAUAAUAAUAAAAAAAUCCUCUUGAUAUUAACUCAAAAUCUUAAGCUGAAUCAUCUCCUUCAGUAUUUGGUACAUUGUCCCUAACACUCUGUAUAAAAACCCUGUACCCUGUAUAAAAA
Pectinophora gossypiella (pink bollworm) is the source of this 5868-nucleotide messenger RNA. RefSeq names its product ubiquitin conjugation factor E4 A (gene Ube4A). Lineage: Eukaryota; Metazoa; Arthropoda; Insecta; Lepidoptera; Gelechiidae. Gene Ontology annotation, biological process: protein polyubiquitination. The transcript is spliced from 17 exons. The coding region runs from base 206 to 3307 and encodes 1033 amino acids. Gene Ontology annotation, molecular function: ubiquitin-ubiquitin ligase activity. Gene Ontology annotation, cellular component: ubiquitin ligase complex; cytoplasm; nucleus. The record is from RefSeq and is a predicted model, not a curated record.